UUGGUGGUGCCGGCAUGCCGGCGUUUCGAACGGCGUUUUGCUGGUGCACAUGGUAGCAGUACGCAUGUAAAAGUCUUUAGAGCCGCGUUCUCGAGGCGAGAUGGCCCCGUUAUUGUGUUCGCCCGCCGUGGCCGAAGCGUCGGGCCCGAGUGGCCUGAAGAGCGCGGUGAAGCUCGUCGAGAGUGCCCUGCAGUCGGACAGCGCCUACCCGCUGCUCGUCGACCAGUUUGCCGCCUACGGUCCUCUGCCGAGCUGCAGCGGCCUCCAGGACCUGGACUACCCGGCAGACCCGUACUGCGCUGCCGCACCGGCGCCUGGUGCCUCCAUGGUGUGCCGAAGGGUGCCCUUGCCCGCCGAACUCGCCGAGCAGGCGGCGCACGCGCAGAUGCAGUGCCGUCUGGGGCUGUUUCCUGAGAUAGGCCGUGCCUGGCUGGUGGUGGACAGUGACCUGUUUGUGUGGCGGUACGAGACGGGUGACGACCUGGCCUACUUUGAUGGACUGAGCGAGGCCAUUCUGGCUGUUGGCCUGGUGCAGCCUCGGCCGGGCGUGUUCCAGCGACACAUCCACUCACUCCUCUGCCUGGCCACCUGCACCGAGAUUGUCAUCCUGGGUGCCACCAUGCAGGGCGAUGAACUGCUGCUCCAGCCCGAGCCCGUGUUCACGCUGUCGGCUGACGGUGUGCCUGCGACGUGUGUGGUGGGAUCGGCAUUGGGCCGCAUCUUCUUGGGAGGCCGGGACGGCUGCCUCUACGAGAUCGUCUAUUCGGCCGGCAGCAGCUGGUUUGGGUCGCGCUGCCGCAAGGUGAACCAUUCGAGCAGCACCCUUUCCUACCUUCUGCCUGCCUUCUUGAGCCUGCCCUUUGGCAAGGAGGACCCCAUCGUGCAGACGCAGCAGCAUAAGACUGCGUCAACCCGACUGUGGAGAAACAUAAGACGCCACCACCCUCCAAUGGCACCGGUCCACCUGGAGGCUCCGGAGACGUCUAGCUACGUGCUAGACGGUGAAGCAUUCGCAAAGAACUCGCGUCUGGUUCGAGCGCUCGGUUACCAGCGGCUGGCAAAGCAGUUAGCCGCUUUCCGUACGGGAAGCUCCUCGCACCACUUAGUCAAAUUCUGUAGCACGUCAUCAAGUAAAGACCGGUCACAUUUGAUGUUCUGCCUCCAAAUCUCCUGA
Molecule: messenger RNA, 1174 nt
Organism: Rhipicephalus sanguineus (brown dog tick)
Lineage: Eukaryota; Metazoa; Arthropoda; Arachnida; Ixodida; Ixodidae
Product: nuclear pore complex protein Nup155
Exons: 6
Coding region: 101-1174 (357 amino acids)
Biological process (GO): transcription-dependent tethering of RNA polymerase II gene DNA at nuclear periphery; protein localization to nuclear inner membrane; protein import into nucleus
Cellular component (GO): nuclear pore; nuclear pore inner ring
Molecular function (GO): structural constituent of nuclear pore
Source: RefSeq, a predicted model, not a curated record